CAAGAGAGGAGAGGGAGGAAAAAAAAAGGGAGAAAACUGUAAGUGCGUAAAAAAGUUCUCGCCGUGGUGACGGAUGCUCAAAAGUUCAGGAGUUUUUCCGAUGCUUCCCAAAGCAGCCUGCGACUGAAAAAGAGACUGAAAAAAAGCGAGAGGGAGAGAGAGAGGGAGACUUUGCACUGGGAGAUCGGGAAGACAACUUGUUGCAGAUCCCCGUGGAACAAGGAACUGGGAGCGUGGGAGCCUCUUUGCAAAGGUUUUAUUCUCUUAAUACUCUUUCUGCGUUUGGAAGUUGCUUUCUCCGCUGCGAUUACUUUUUUUUUCCCCCCUUCCCCCGUUUUCUUUUUAAAAACAUUUUUUCCCCUUUUUCACCCCCCUCCUUUUUUCCUCUUUUUUUUGAAUUUUUUUUUUCCCCCCCCUCCGCGUGGAGUGCGGCAGCUUGCCGGUGGGCUUUUCCUGGGCGACGAAGAGGAGACUUUCGGCGCUGCCGUCGUUAUUCUUCCUCCCUUUUUUUCCGCGCUCCGCCGGGGGGGUGGGGGGGUGGGGGUUGCCCGGCCGCCCGGUCCAGCUCGGUCCGCGGAGCGGCGGAGGGGUGGAGGGGGAAGGGACGCGCUGUUUGGUCCGGCGGGGAGGGUGGGGGAAAGCUGACGGGAGGACAUGCAGGCUCGCUACUCCGUGUCCAGUCCCAACUCCCUGGGAGUGGUGCCGUACCUCGGCGGAGAGCAGAGCUACUACCGCGCCGCCGCGGCGGCGGCCGGCGGGGGCUACACGGCCAUGCCGGCCCCGAUGAGCAUGUACUCCCACCCGGCCCACGAGCAGUACCCGGCCGGCAUGGCCCGCGCCUACGGGCCCUACACGCCGCCGCCGCAGCCCAAGGAUAUGGUGAAGCCGCCCUACAGCUACAUCGCCCUCAUCACCAUGGCCAUCCAGAACGCGCCCGAUAAGAAGAUCACCUUGAACGGGAUCUACCAGUUCAUCAUGGAGCGGUUCCCUUUCUACCGGGACAACAAGCAGGGCUGGCAGAACAGCAUCCGCCACAACCUCUCCCUCAACGAGUGCUUCGUCAAGGUGCCCCGCGACGACAAGAAGCCCGGCAAGGGCAGCUACUGGACCCUCGACCCCGACUCCUACAACAUGUUCGAGAACGGCAGCUUCCUCCGCCGCCGCCGCCGCUUCAAGAAGAAGGACGCCGUCAAGGACAAGGAGGAGAAGGACCGCCUGCACCUCAAGGACCAUGCCCCGCCGCGCCCGCCGCCGCCCGCCGCCGCCGAGCCCGAGGGCGGCCCCGCCGGGGGCAGCGCCGCGCCGCCGCCGCCGCCGCCGCCCGUCCGCAUCCAGGACAUCAAGACGGAGAACGGCACGGCCUCGCCGCCGCAGGCCGUGUCCCCCCCCGGCGCCGCGCCGCCGCUCGGCGCCGUGCCCAAGAUCGAGAGCCCCGACAGCAGCAGCAGCCUCUCCAGCGGCGGCAGCCCCCGCAGCACCCUCCCCUCCAGCCGCUCCCUCAGCCUGGAGGCCCCCGAGCCGCCGCCGCCUCCCCCGCCGCCCCCGCCGCCGCCCCCCCACCACCACGGCCCGGGCUUCAGCGUGGACAACAUCAUGACCUCGCUGCGGGGCUCGCCGCAGGCCGCCGCCGCCGAGCUGGGCGCCGGCCUCCUGGCCCCCGCCGCCGCCGCCCCGCGCACCGGCAUCCCGCCCGCCCUCUCCCUCGGCGGCUACUCGCCGGGCCACAGCUCCGUCUACGGCUCGCCCUGCGGCCAGGCGGCCGCCGGCGCCGCCGCCGCCGGCACCUACCACUGCAACAUGCAGGCCAUGAGCCUCUACGCGGCGGCGGGCGGCGCCGAGCGACCCGGCCACCUGCCCGCCGCCGCCAGCCCCGCCGAGGACCCGCUGCCCGACUACGCCAUGCCCACGGGCGGCGGCGGCGGCGGCGGCGGCGGGACGGGGGGCGGCGGCGGCGGUGGUGGCGGGGCGCUGGGGCACGGCGGGCUCGGCGGCGCGGCGGGCGGCCACCAGGAGGGGCACCACCCGCACCCGCACCCGCACCAGGGCCGCCUGGCCUCCUGGUACCUCAACCAGGCGGCGGCGGCGGCGGCGGCGGCGGCGGCGGCGGCGGGGGAGCUGGGCCCGCUGGCGGGCGCGGCGGGCUACGCGGGGCCGCAGCAGGGCUUCGCCGCCGGCCCGCGGGAGGUCUUCGAGGCGCCGCGGCUGGGCCUCAGCGCCUCGCCGGGCGGCGGCGGCGGCGGCGGUGGCGGCGGGGCGGGGGGCGGCGGAGGCGGCGGCGGCGGCGGCGGGGCGGGGGGCGGCGGCAGCUGUCAGAUGGCCUUCCCCGGCAGCCAGCCGCUCUACCGCACCUCCGGGGCCUUCGUCUACGACUGCGGCAAGUUCUGAGCGUGUCCCCGUCCCCCCGUCCCCCCCCGUCCCCCAACGCCGCGGGGAGACCGGCGGGGAGACCGCCCCGCACCGCGCAGCACCGCGCAGCACCGCGCCGCCGGCCCCCGCCGCGCCCGCGGAGGGAAGCGGGCGCACGCGAAAAGCUUUUGUACAGAGACAGCCCCCAAAGCAUGUCUUGGUUUGUUAAAGGACAGUGUUACUCCAAUAACACGUAAGUUGUUUUGUUUUGUUUUGUUUUUAAUUGCUUUGAGAAAUACUUCUUUUCCCGUCCCCCACCCCUCUCUCGUCCCCAUCCCUUAAGGUAUCGUCAUGCCCCGUGUUUAAAAGGGGGCGAAAAGUCCAGCGUAGAGUACCAGCUUCUUCCCCCCGCCCCCCUUCCUCUUUUACAAGGACUUGUUUUAAAAUGUAAAUUGCGACAUAGUAAUUUAUUUUUAAUUUGUAGUUGGAUGUUGCGGACCAAACGCCAGAAAGUGUUUCCCCCUUCCCUGAAAAGUGACGUUAAAAUUGACUGAAACGCUGAUUUUUUUCACUAUAUAUGAAAAGGGAAACUGUAUUAAUCUUAUUCUAUCAAUAUUUUUCUUUUUUUUUUGUUGAAAAUAUUCUGAAGGUAUUGCAUUGUUUGUUUAUUAAUAAAUUACCAUUCAGUUGGAAUGAUCCUUUACACGUCUGUAUAUUUUAAUACUUUCAUGUAGAGAGAGAGAGAGAAAGAGAGGGAAAAGGGAUUUCAUAACUAACUUUGUCGCUGGAACAGCUCGUUCCCCUCCGCACAAAUUCCAGAGACCAUUUAGGAACUGCCAGGUCGAAAAAUCCCUUUUCAGUCUCUUCUGCAAUAUGUUCCACUUAGUCAGCUCGCCUUAUCCGCUAGGAAAAAAAUACUUUCCCAUGGCAGCUCUGAGUUGGCAAAUAAACAAACACGUUUUCUUAGCAAUUAAUGGGCAAGACCUGGAAACAUUUGACCAUACACAGUAGUAUGACAACAUUACGGCUUUUUAAAUAAUAUGCCUGUGUAAGGAUAUAUUAAGCGAUAACUCCGAGGUAGAAGUACAUGCACUAGAUUCCUGCCCUUGUGAAACUGUGUAUAUAUCGAGCUAUCGAUCUCUGUGUGUGUAUUUCAAAUGUAUUUAUAUAUAGGAUUUACAUAUGUAUCUAUAUUUAAAGAAGGAUUACGUAUUUAUUUAUAGCUUUGUAUACGCAUUGCAUAUGUUUCUAAACUCUACAGUGUAUAGUAGA
Messenger RNA from Chroicocephalus ridibundus (black-headed gull), 3618 nucleotides. RefSeq names its product forkhead box C1 (gene FOXC1). Gene Ontology annotation, molecular function: DNA-binding transcription factor activity, RNA polymerase II-specific; RNA polymerase II cis-regulatory region sequence-specific DNA binding. The transcript is spliced from 2 exons. Bases 655 to 2385 code for a protein of 576 amino acids. The record is from RefSeq and is a predicted model, not a curated record. Lineage: Eukaryota; Metazoa; Chordata; Aves; Charadriiformes; Laridae. Gene Ontology annotation, biological process: regulation of transcription by RNA polymerase II; cell differentiation; anatomical structure morphogenesis.